This is a messenger RNA of Protopolystoma xenopodis, 351 nucleotides long. The record is from the annotation of a GenBank genome assembly. Lineage: Eukaryota; Metazoa; Platyhelminthes; Monogenea; Polystomatidea; Polystomatidae.
AUGCCUGUCAUGGGAUUCUUCGAAAGUCAGCUUCUCUUUCUAACAAAAGGACAACUUUUUGCCGACGAUCAUCAAGACUUCAACAGCUCCGUAGUCGAGGGAUCAGAACUACUGAACCUUCAGUCUCGUUGUAAUCCCGUCUACACACUGUUUUGCCUGCAACCAGGCACAAUCACAUUUGGCAUUGGUAGCCCGUCGAAACAGAUGGGCUUGCUACUUGCAAGCUGCUGCCUGAGGCAAUUUCUGCGCCUGUUGCUUGCUGCUGGUAGGGCCUCUGGCUUGAUGCAUACGAAACGAACAGAAGUUGCUGGAGAAACUGCAAAACACACCCAAUCUCCAAAUCUCCCAUAA